Eublepharis macularius is the source of this 5685-nucleotide messenger RNA. RefSeq names its product potassium channel tetramerization domain containing 2 (gene KCTD2). Gene Ontology annotation, molecular function: cullin family protein binding. The coding region runs from base 119 to 865 and encodes 248 amino acids. The transcript has 6 exons. Gene Ontology annotation, biological process: protein homooligomerization; proteasome-mediated ubiquitin-dependent protein catabolic process. The record is from RefSeq and is a predicted model, not a curated record. Gene Ontology annotation, cellular component: Cul3-RING ubiquitin ligase complex; cytoplasm. NCBI's taxonomy places the organism in Eukaryota, Metazoa, Chordata, Lepidosauria, Squamata, Eublepharidae.
GUCAGCGGGGACUAAGGAGAUGGCUGCGGAGCCCCGUCGAGCCCGGCUCCCGCUUCUCUGUCCUGCUUGCUGAGCUCGAGCGGCAGCUGCCCGCCCGUCCUACCGCCCGAAGUCGAGAAUGGCGGAGCUGGCGGCAGGAGAGGCGCCGCCACGGGGGCGCACUCCCAGCCCGCUCCCGCUGCCCGGGCCGCCCAGUCCGCGCCCGGCCUUGGCCCCCGCCUGUCCGCCGCGCAGUCCGGAGCCGUCCGCGGCCGAAAGAGCAGUGCCGGGAGGCGGCGGAGGCUCGAAGUGGGUCCGGCUCAACGUGGGUGGCACCUACUUCGUGAGCACCCGCCAGACCCUCUGCCGCGAGCCCAAGUCUUUCCUCUGCCGCCUUUGCUGCCAGGAGGGACCCGAACUGGGCUCAGACAAGGAUGAGACAGGAGCAUAUCUCAUUGAUAGGGAUCCCACGUAUUUUGGUCCGAUCCUGAACUACCUCCGGCAUGGAAAACUCAUAAUAAAUAAGGAGCUGGCAGAAGAAGGAGUGCUGGAGGAAGCUGAAUUUUACAACAUUGCAUCUCUAGUACGACUUGUGAAGGAGCGAAUACGGGACAAUGAAAGCAGGACUUCUCAAGGACCUGUCAAGCAUGUGUACAGAGUCCUGCAGUGUCAAGAGGAAGAGCUCACCCAGAUGGUGUCUACUAUGUCUGAUGGCUGGAAAUUUGAACAGCUAAUCAGUAUUGGCUCGUCCUACAACUAUGGAAAUGAGGACCAAGCAGAAUUUCUCUGUGUUGUAUCCCGAGAGCUCAAUAACUCUACCAAUGGUAUCGUCAUAGAGCCUAGCGAGAAAGCAAAGAUACUUCAGGAGCGAGGAUCCCGGAUGUGAGCUGAACAUCCAAUACUUUAAAACUCCCAGAUGUCAAAAGGGCAAUCUAGCUGGGCAGAGCAUUUCUUCUGCAGUCCAACCUUGCUUUUGUACAGUAAUCAAAAUAACACAAAGCAAAGCUGAGCCUGUCCUGCCAGUGGAGAAUUAAUCCUGGUAAAAUCCAAAGGCUUGUCCCACCCCAGUUGCAGAAAGCAAAGAGGAAAGAAGAGAGACUUCCAGCUUGAUAGCCCCCUUUCUGUUCUGUCUCCUCCCCUUCUUGGCAUGGUAUAAUUUUUUUUCCUAACAAGUGUGUUUAUUUGUUGUUUUGUUGCAAGGAAUGCCCAGGCCUCGUUAGUCUGGAGUAACUGACAGAGAACCUUGCUCGAACAGUGCCAUUUCUUAUACCUAAGUUAGGGAAUGAGUUACUCAAAUGUAAUGAAAAUGAAUUUGGAGUGUCUAAAUUAGAAGCUUUCCUUAGUGUUUGUCUUUAUGUAGCGGAGUGGGGGGUGUCCCUCAGCCUUUUUCAUUCUUUCUUUAUAUUUGUUACUGACUCAGAUGCUAGUUAGGACAUUUAAAAGACUGUAGGGGAGGGGCAGUUAUAUCUACCAUUGGGCCUUGGCUGAAGGUUUUUCUUCUGGUAACACUAAAAUGUGAGAUCUAGGCAUUUCUUAGAAUGUAGUUUAGACUUCAUGCAUCUUUACAAAUGUAUGAUCACCCACCCCAAGCUUCAGAUUCUGUUGUAUCAUCUCUUAUUAUCUCAUUAUCUAAGAACAGCAGCAAUGGAGAUUAUGGGGUUUUCCGCACAGGGUUUCCCAUCAGUUCUGAUACCAUGCUGCUUUGAUUUAUCCCCUGAUUUCUGCACACAGUUUUUUGCCUUUAGUUUUCUCUUCGGUUUUUUUGGUAUCUUCUCCAUUUUUUCUGGUACUUUUGAGAACUUUUACCCUGAUCUUUUUCUGGAAGUUAUUUUUUUUUCCUUCACCCAUAAUGAUUCUUUAGGUUUUGUUUGUCCCACACACUUGUACCCACUUUUUAAUGACUGGAUUUUCGUCAUCAUUAUUGAACCACUCCUCCCCACACCCUUCCUUUCCCCCCCCCUCUCCUUUUUUAAAAAUCAUCAUUUUUGUAGGAUUCUAUCUACCUACUGUAGGCAGCAGAUUCUCUGAAUUCCCAGCUUUCAUUAAAAAACAAGUGAAUCUGUAGCCCAUCCCAUUGCAGAGAUAUGCCUUUUUCCUUAUAUCUCUACAUGGAAAGAGUCUUGGGACUUACUUUUUUAAAAUGAAAGCUGGGCAUUCAUAGAAUCUACUACAUGGAUUGUUAUAAUGGUAGACUGAUACAAUGCUAUGAAAAUGACAAAAACCCUGAUGUUCCAGUGGAGGGGCGGGGAUGACCAUUUCUGGUUCCAGACAGAGCAGCACGUUGCUGCUGCUCUGGGCUCUGUCCCAACAGAGAUUGAUUUGCCCCGCCAGUGCCAGCCUCUACCUCCUAGCUCUGGUUCAGCCCUUAUAUUGAUAUAACAUCAUAAGCAUGCACAAACAAUAAAAAGGAGAGUGCUGUGAUGUCACUGAUGAUGUCGCUGAUGACGACAGCACCCUCACUUGAAAAUCCUGAUUAUUUUAAAGCAUGUAUAGAACAAAAUAAACUGACUCCACAACUGUAAAAAUGCAAAAGGAGGGCAGACGUGCAGAAGAACCAUACACAAAUUGAUUCGAAUGCUUCGGGUUAACUGCUAAGAAAAUUAUAAAUGUUAAGUGUGCAGAAAAGCCCCAAGUCCUAUUUGUCCUGCCUGCUGGAGCCUGGAAAUUAGUCCCUUGGUUUAAUUUAAAACUACUCUCUUAUCUGGCGGAUUUUUUCCUGCCAAGUUCAGCUUUGCCUUGUCUCCAACAGCAUGAAAUGACCGCCUUGUUCCCUUGCUGUCCUGCAUAAAAGCAACUUUUCGUUUGUACUAUAGUUAAUUUGAUAGGCUUUUACAAUUCUUACCCAAUACACUUGGGGGAUGAAGGGUCCCUUAUUUACACAUGGUGAUUCUGCACCUGCAGCUCUCCCCUCCCUUUAUUAUGUCAUUUUACCCAAAAGAACUAAGGGGCAUUGUGCAGAUUUGGGAGGGGGGAGGGGUAGUGUUGAAAGUUGCCAAACUGUUGUGAUGUCUAAUGUCUAGUGGUGUGUUAACUUUUCUGUAAACUUUUUUUCCCCUUUGGAAUGCCUUGAAUGGAUGUGAAAAUGCUGUGCCUCUCUUGAAUUCUAAUCUUAGCCAAAUGGGACUCGCUGAUCUUGUCAGUGAAUUUGUGCCAUUCCCAAUCAGUGAAAUGUCCCCUUCUAGUGGUUGGUAAAUUUGAUUCCCUUAAGCGUUUGCUGCAUGAUACCUCCCUUCCACAUCCUGGCUUUGUUCCUUGCUAGUCGUCUUGGCUUCUGGGCCCGUUGAGUUAAGCCCCAAACAUAUGAAAGAAAAAUUUCAGAUCAAAAGGGAAUACUUUGGUCUCCCUGAGGCAACAACGAAAAUUCGCAUAUUAGCCUGUGAUCAGAAGACCCCCUGAUUCCAAUUGGAGUUCUUAGAAUUUCCCACCAACGAAUUGCAGUCACUGUGUCUUUUUAAUGUUAAUGGUGUUGGGUCACUUGGCUUCCUAUUUUGUUUCUUCCUUAAGGGAUGAGGGGGGAGAACAGGGAGAGGGGUGCUGCUAAGGGCAAGGAAGGAUCUUCUCAUGGAUGCAGGCAAGGAGUUCGAGUUGGGCACCCAGUCCUCCCUGUCCCACAUCCUCCAUUGAUCUUCAGUUUUGCUGUGCGUAUAUCAGUGAGCUUCCCCGCCACUUCUGCCAAUAUACCUCCACUAAAGUUUUGGAGGGUUAGGCUUGUGAUUAACAAUGACUAGUUUAGUCUCCGUAACAACGGACUGUGCCAAAGGUCUUGAGACUCUUAAUUGUCAGUGACAGGCUACUGAGACUCCUCUGGCUCCAUACUGUGUUGAGUUAAACCAGCUGGCCUCUCCUACCCUGACCUUCCUGUCUAUAAUGUGUUGGUGUUGGCACGAUUAAGACUGUAUGUCUUGGCUGGAUAUAACUAACACUGUGAUGUGUAUAUAAAUCUGAGUAUCUUGUACUUUCAGCCAUUGUCAGUGUAUGUCCACAACUGAGAAAUAAUCAGCUGUGUGUAUGCUGUUAGACUGUAUAAGAACCACAGAUGUAUAGCAUUCAUGUGUAUCCUCAUCGUCUCUCCUUUUUCCCCAGGGUGGGAGGUGGGGAGUAGUAUUAACUGAAAGAAGGAAAAGGCUGGUGAUGCCAAGAGUAGCUGCCAUUUCCAACAUGGCCUAGCCCAACUCCUUCCCCACCUUGCUGGGCAUGUAGCAGGGUUGGGUGUGCUUGGAAGGAGACCUUACUGUGUAGCUUUAGCUGACCACAAUAAAUACCUCAUUGCUUUAUUUUAUUUUGUGGCUGCCAAAAAAACACCAUUCAUGGAGAAGUCCCAUUAGAAGAGGACUGAUGUUAGGAUAGCAGCCUGGAUAAAAGGAAUCUCAUUCUUUUGCCCACACCACCAUGUAGGGUUGCCAGGUCCAGGUCGGGAAAUUCCUGUAGAUUUUGGGGGUGGAGCCUGAAGAGGAUGGGGUUGGGGAGGGGAGGGGCCUCAGUGGGGUAUAAUUCCAUAGAGCUUGCCCUUCAAAGCAGCCAUUUUCUCCAGGGGAACUAAUCUCUGUUGCCUGGAGAUCAGUUGUUAUUCUGGGAGAUCUCCAGCUAUGACCUGGAGGCUGGCAAGCCUACCACCUUGCCAUUGGGAAUAGAUAAAGAAGAGGGGGCGAAUCAUGUUAUGAGAGAAGCCAUGACUUUCAUGACACAGCAAGAGUAGAGAUUUGUUUCCUUGUACUAAGGCUGGAGCUGACCUCCUCUGUGACAGUCACAUAGUCCUGUGUGUUUCCACCUAAUAAAUAGGGCAGUCCUAUCCUAUGUACUGCAUUCUUUUGACAAAUAGUGAGAUUUAUUGUGGAUUUAGUUCUUCACUGGAAUACAGCUGCCUUCACUUUACCCUCCCUUCUCAAACACUCUCAGCUAAAAGUAAUUAAACUUGUUGGAUCCCUCCCUGGAAUGGCAAGCUGUUUAGUUGGAGAUAGAAACAGUAUUAGGGAUUGGAAAGGCUAUUAGCUUUCCCAGUAUAAGGGCUUGAAAUCCAACUACUGCGAGGUACUGUUCCAGGUCAUCCUGUUGUGAUACUCUCUUCUUUCCCUGCCACAGCAGGUCACUUUGGUCCCUGUUAGUCUCAACUGGCUUCCAUUUCCUACACCAAUUGCACCUCUGUCUUUAUAGCGACAGGGCUUUUCCUUCCAUUUGCCUUUAUAUUCAUCAAAAUGUUUUCUCCUAAGCUGUAAAGCUAGAAAAGUCCUGUUACCCCUGCAGAAGGCAGUCAAAUUGGGGAGAAAGAAGAUGGCAUGAUGGAUAUGAAUUUGGGUGAUUUUUGCAUCUCUUGGGAAGGUUUUCUUAAAACCAUUAGCUAGCCCCUGGGGACUAGUAGCAAGUCCAGUUUCCCAGUGGUCAGUUGUUCCGUUAUAGCAAGGUUGGAGCUAACCUCUUAUAAAAGUGUCUUUGUUUCUGCACAUUUUUAAUCAAUUUUUCUCAGGGGUGACUGAGUGGUCCGAGGUGGGUGGGGGAGAUUAUCCACAAAGGGGCUGGGGGUGGCUCCUCGGAUCUCCACAGCUGGGCCGUGGGCUCCUCACCCUCAGGUUUUGCCUGCAAAUCUAGAGGUUUUGUACAGUUUGUCACAUGUCAGUGCCCUUUGCUACUGUUUCUCUUUGUUUAUUAAAUGUGUUUGAAUAAUAAUGGAGAUGCUGUGAUUUUUUUUUUCCAAUAAAGAUUCUGACAUGA